Phacochoerus africanus (Common warthog) is the source of this 3501-nucleotide messenger RNA. RefSeq names its product ATP binding cassette subfamily B member 9 (gene ABCB9). The transcript is spliced from 12 exons. The record is from RefSeq and is a predicted model, not a curated record. Gene Ontology annotation, molecular function: ATP binding; ATP hydrolysis activity; ABC-type oligopeptide transporter activity. Lineage: Eukaryota; Metazoa; Chordata; Mammalia; Artiodactyla; Suidae. Gene Ontology annotation, biological process: peptide transport; transmembrane transport. Gene Ontology annotation, cellular component: lysosomal membrane. The coding region runs from base 247 to 2553 and encodes 768 amino acids.
CGGCUCAGCCCGGCUGGAGGCAGGGAGGAGCGGACGGGAGGAGGGAGCGGCGGGAGCAGCUGAGCGUCAGGACGCAGUCUCCAAUGAGCCGCACGGAAUCUGCGCUCCUGAGGACCCUAGUCAGCUGUGCCCACUCCCCACGACUCACCUGGUGCCAGAUCUGGCCUCACUCCACAGACAAUGGCUUUGCCCCCGUGAGCUAGAGCCUGCCCCUCGGUGCCUGCCUGCCUGCCUCCCGCCAGCAGGAUGCAGCUGUGGAAGGCAGUGGCGGUGACCCUGGCCUUCAUGAGCAUGGACGUCGGCUUGACCACAGCCAUCUACGUCCUCAGCCACCGGGACCGCAGCCUGCUGGAGGAUAUCCGCCACUUCAACAUCUUUGACUCGGUGCUGGACCUCUGGGCGGCCUGCCUGUACCGCAGCUGCCUGCUGCUGGGGGCCACCAUCGGCGUAGCCAAGAACAGCGCCCUGGGGCCCCGGCGGCUGCGGGCUUCGUGGACGGUCAUCGCCCUCGUGUGCCUCUUCGGGGGCAUCUACACCAUGGUGAAGCUGCUGCUCUUCUCCGAGGUACGCAAGCCGGUCCGGGACCCGUGGUUCUGGGCCCUCUUCGUGUGGACCUACCUCUCACUCGCUGCCUCCUUCCUGCUCUGGUGGCUGCUGUCCACUGUGCUGCCCAACGCCAAGGCCCUCGAGCGGGGGGCAGGCACCGAGCCCGAGGCAGAGGGCUUCCCCAGGGAGGACCAGCCCCCGGCCGAGCAGGCGUCCGGGGCCACGCUGCAGAAGCUGCUGUCCUACACCAAGCCCGACAUAGCCUUCCUGGUGGCAGCCUCCUUCUUCCUCAUCGUGGCGGCUCUGGGAGAGACCUUCCUCCCCUACUACACUGGCCGGGCCAUCGACGGCAUCGUCAUCCAGAAGAGCAUGGAGCAGUUCAGCACGGCGGUCAUUGUCAUGUGUGCACUGGCCAUCGGCAGCUCAUUUGCCGCAGGUAUUCGGGGCGGCAUUUUUACCCUCAUAUUUGCCAGACUGAACAUUCGCCUUCGCAACCGUCUCUUCCGCUCGCUGGUGUCUCAGGAAACGAGCUUCUUUGAUGAGAAUCGCACAGGGGACCUCAUCUCCCGCCUCACCUCGGACACCACAAUGGUUAGCGACCUGGUCUCCCAGAAUAUCAACAUCUUCCUGCGGAACACGGUCAAGGUCACGGGCGUGGUGGUCUUCAUGUUCAGCCUCUCGUGGCAGCUCUCCUUGGUCACCUUCAUGGGCUUUCCCAUCAUCAUGAUGGUGUCUGACAUCUACGGCAAGUAUUACAAGAGGCUCUCUAAAGAGGUCCAGAAUGCCCUGGCCAGAGCCAGCAGCACGGCCGAGGAGACCAUCAGCGCCAUGAAGACAGUGCGCAGCUUUGCCAACGAGGAGGAGGAGGCGGAGGUGUACUCGCGGAAGCUGCAGCAGGUGUACAAGCUGAACAGGAAGGAGGCCGCAGCCUACACGUACUAUGUCUGGGGCAGCGGGCUCACGCUGCUGGUGGUCCAGGUCAGCAUUCUCUACUACGGGGGCCACCUCGUCAUCUCGGGGCAGAUGACCAGCGGCAAUCUCAUCUCCUUCAUUAUCUACGAGUUUGUGCUGGGAGAUUGUAUGGAGUCUGUGGGCUCCGUCUAUAGUGGCCUGAUGCAAGGAGUGGGAGCCGCAGAAAAGGUGUUCGAGUUCAUUGACCGGCAGCCAACCAUGGUGCAUGACGGGAACUUGGCCCCUGACCAUCUGGAGGGCCGGGUGGACUUUGAGAACGUGACUUUCACCUACCGCACUCGGCCCCACACCCAAGUCCUACAGAAUGUCUCCUUCAGCCUGUCCCCAGGAAAGGUGACUGCACUUGUGGGGCCAUCGGGCAGUGGGAAGAGCUCCUGUGUCAACAUUCUGGAGAACUUCUACCCCUUGGAGGGGGGCCGUGUGCUGCUGGAUGGGAAGCCCAUCAGCGCCUAUGACCACAAGUACUUGCACCGAGCGAUCUCCCUGGUGAGCCAGGAGCCAGUGCUGUUUGCCCGCUCCAUCACAGACAACAUCUCCUAUGGCCUGCCCACCGUGCCCUUCGAGAUGGUGGUGGAAGCUGCACAGAAGGCAAAUGCCCACGGCUUCAUCAUGGAGCUCCAGGACGGCUACAAUACAGAGACAGGGGAGAAAGGCGCCCAGUUGUCAGGUGGCCAGAAGCAGCGGGUGGCCAUGGCCCGAGCUCUGGUGCGGAACCCACCCGUUCUCAUCCUGGAUGAAGCCACCAGCGCCCUGGAUGCAGAGAGCGAGUACCUGAUCCAGCAGGCCAUCCACGGCAACCUGCAGAAGCACACAGUGCUCAUCAUCGCGCACCGGCUGAGCACAGUGGAGCGGGCGCACCUCAUCGUGGUGUUGGACAAGGGCCGAGUCGUGCAGCAGGGCACCCACCAGCAGCUGCUGGCACAGGGCGGCCUCUACGCCAAGCUGGUGCAGCGGCAGAUGCUGGGGCUCGAGCCCGCCUCAGACUACAUAGCCGGCCACCAGGAAAUGCCAGGCAAUGGCAAUCACAAGGCCUGACCAUGGCCCCACCUCUCCCAGUGGGGCAGCGGCCCCAGUGCCCGCCUGGCAGAUGGGCCCAUGGUGGGGGAGGAGGGCCUCACCACCCCCACUGCCCUCUGAGCCCAGGCCCAAGGCACUGGACGGCCACCUGCCCUGUCCCACGUGUCACUGCUUCCUGCACCUUGCCCCCAGUUCCCACCCUGUUCCCCGGGCCACCACCAGCCCCCUGCUGCCGUGAGCCACCCCCUCCAGUCUUGGCGGUGGAGAUACCACUGUUUUCUCCAUCUGGCUCCCAAGGCUGCUAAGCGAAGGUAGAGCUACCUUUUUAAACCAAGAUCUUAACCAGAUUUUUUACUGCUUGGUUUGAUGGGCCCCAGUCAUCUCCUAGAUUUCAAAAACGUUUUUCUAAUUGGGAGUAAUGACUGGCAAGUUCACCAAGACAUUCUAGAAACUUCUGAGCCGGGAGCAUAUGACCCUUCCUCAGAACCUGGGGGACAUCAGGGGAGUAUGCAGCCUCUACCCUUUGCCCCUGGAGAGAAGGGGCUCCCCAUCCCAGGCGGGGGACUUCCUGUCUCUUGCUCUUCCCAGCUUCGUGAGUCAGGCCAAGGGUGGGCGGGAGUGGAAGGCUCCUGCCUGCCCAGAUCUAAGCCAGUCUCACUGUGAACCACUACCAACCUUAACUGGGGGAGUGAGGGGCUGGCCAGGCCUGGCAAAGCCUCGGGGUGUCCCCAGCCCAGCACCCAGCUUGAGCCCCUCCCCCUGCCUUGCCUCUCCCUCCCCCCACCCCGGCUGGCGGCCCCUUCCCAACAAUGACAGUCACCUCGACGCCCUUCGGAUGUUUGGGAGACGCAUUCUCUUCCCUGUCUGAUGGACAGGAUGCUGGCAAAGCCUAGGUCUGGCUUUGUGGGGGGAGGGGGGUGUUGCAAGAUGUUGGGAGAACCGGUCAAUAAAGUAUACUACCUCUGA